Molecule: messenger RNA, 1163 nt
Organism: Rubroshorea leprosula
Lineage: Eukaryota; Viridiplantae; Streptophyta; Magnoliopsida; Malvales; Dipterocarpaceae
Source: the annotation of a GenBank genome assembly
ACCUUCUCCGAUAUAUUGCCAACAAUUCAGCCCAAUUAGUCAUACACUUUGAAUAUCAUUAUAUCCAACUAUAUAUAUCUUCAAAGUUGGAUUAUGCAAAUGGCCUCUUCAGAAGAAACCAAAAGCCAAAUCCAUUCCAGUAACACUGAGGAAGAUCACGAGAAACAAGCUUCCUCAUACGCAAUGCUGCUUGUCAAUUCAGUCACUCUGCCCAUGACUCUGCAUGCUGCACUUCAGCUGGACACUUUCCAUAUCAUAGCCAAAGCCGGAGCUGAUGCCAAGCUGCCCACACAAGAAAUAGCAACCUACAUCUGUGUGAAGUACUUUAUCCGGAAUGAAGAUGGCAUUUCAUUGGGACCCUUGAUGACUUUGCUUCAGGACAAGAUCUUCUUGGAUAGUUGGUCUCAAUUGAAGGAUGCAAUUGUUGAGGGAGAACUUCCAUUUGACAGGGUCUAUGGAACUCAUGACUUUGGAUACCCUGCCAAAGACUCCAGAUUCAAUCACGUUUUUAACAAAGCAAUGAUCAGUCAUAGCACCAUUGUUAUCAAGGAAAUCCUUGAGUCCUACAAGGGAUUUGAGCACCUCACCCGUUUGGUCGAUGUUGGUGGUGGUUUAGGAGUCACCCUCAGCUUCAUCACUUCCAAAUACCCUUCCAUAAAGGGUAUUAAUUUCGACUUGCCUCAUGUUGUUCAACACGCCCCUCCUUACCCAGGGGUUGAACAUGUGGGAGGAGAUAUGUUCCAUAGUGUUCCUAAGGGAGAUGCCAUAUUUAUGAAGUGGAUACUACAUGACUAGAGUGAUGAUUACUGUGUUAAAUUGUUGAAGAAUUGUUAUGAUGCUAUACCUGACCAUGGAAAAGUAAUCGUUGUGGACACAAUUGCUCCAGUUUUGCCCGAUUCAGUGGCAUCAAAAAUGAAUGUUUGGUAUUUAACUCCUGGCUUAUGGAGUUUUUUAAGUAACACCUAAUACUCACUAAAAGUUGUAAUCCUAUAGAGUGUGCAAGGUGUUUGAUCUUUUGCCUGAGUGAAUUUCUAGUGAAAACAUUUUAUUUGCCAUUCGGCACCGAAUGUGGUAUUUGACAAUUAUUUCUGCUAUUAACAGGACACAAUAAUAUGAAUGCUCUGUUUAGGCAGCAAAGCAGAGCGCCAUUCAUUAUUUAUUUA